AGUAAUAAUUUCCCAGAGAUUGUGUAUUUCACUUAAAUAUUUUGAAUUUAGAAAUAAAUUUUUGUAUUUAAAAUUUAUAUGAGCAUUUUAUUAUAACCCCAGUAUAUAGCUAUUAAAGACUAUAUUUUAUUUUUGUUUAGGUAGAAAUAUAGAGUGAUAAUUGUGACGUUUCCCACAAAUAAAACUGAAUCAGGGAAAUACUUAGAUUUGAAGUUGCACGAGUGAUGCCCUUUAACUAAGAUUACCUCACAUCCAUUUUGUAACGAACUUAGACUGAUUGUUUUCUUGACUGUUCAGUUAUAUAUGGGCUCACUCUUACCUUUAGAGUAUUCAGUCGUUUAGUAUUUGUGAUGAAGGGUCAGGUGUCUGGCUGUAGUGAGGUAAGUAACAACCAGGUACUUGAACAAACUGUGCCCUAAGUACAAAUGGUGUCCCAGACCCAGAAAUAAAAGGGUCUCUUGUACUAGCAAGUACAGUGUAGUAACCAAAUACUUGGCAAUUUGGGUUAACAAAUAUUAAUGGUGUCCAGACACAGAUCUUUGACUAUUUCGUGCACCAAGUAUUAAUGGUAUCCAGACUCAGAUACUCUGCCCACUUCAUCACAAGUAUUAAUGGUGCCCAGAGACCCGGGAUAUUUGGCACUUUAUGUACCAAGUAUCAAUGAUCCCCAGAAACCAGGGAGGAAAACAAAUCACAUUAUCACUCUAGCUUAUACUGGUGGUUUUAGGAAUAUAUUUUGUCAGAAGAGUGACCAUUUAUUUGUUUUUGCAUUUUAUUGUAAGAAUUGUAUUUGAGAAAAAUGGCUCCAUUCGAUACUCAGGAAUUUUUAGCAGCCCCUUCCAUCCAAGUGUUGUCUGAAACUACUCUGACUAAGGCACAGUGGAGUGCUCUAGCAGUAGCAUGUGGUUGUCAUGUGUCUAGUAGCAUGAUAAAAGCACAAAUCAAAUGCAUUGCCAUGCAAGCAUUGAUAGACUCUGGUAGAAUAACUGAUGAUGAUGAGUUAGAACUGGCUCAAGAGUUGUUGAAUGUAGCACAGGCUGAUCUUAUAAAUAAGCAAGUAGAAAAGAAAGAGAAAAGUGAUGCAGAGUUAGAACUCAGACGCAUAGAAGCAGAAGAAAGUUUGAUUAAGCUGAAAAUACAGGCUGAAAGAGAGAGGAUACAAGCUGAAAAAGACAGAAUAGACAGGGGAAAACAAGAAAGAAGAGAAAGAGAAGAAGAAAAAGUAGCAGAAGACGAAAGGCAAAGGAUAAAAGAGGAAAGAGAAAUUGCAAGACAUGAAAGGGAGAUGGAAUUGAUAAGAGCUAGAUCCACUUUACCUGCAACACCGUCUAACCCUAACCAUGGUAAUCAAGACCCUGCAUUUGAUGUAGUAAGAGUGCAGAAGUUAAUCCCUAAGUUUACUGAAGAGGCUCCAGAUGAGUUCUUUGAUCACUUUGAGAAUGUGGCUUCAGGUAUGGGUUGGCCAGAAGAUAAAUGGUCAGUUUUGCUGCAAAGUGUCUUGAUUGGUAAAGGGAGAAGUGCCUAUCUAGCCUUAACAGCUGAUCAGUGUAAAGACUAUAAGGUGCUCAAACAUAAUGUGCUACAAGUAUACCAGUUGACCCCAGAGUACUACAAUGAAAGAUUCAGAAACUUAAGGAAGGAUGAAAAAGUAACUUUCUUGGAUUAUGCUUAUAAAGUGAGAAGGUGUUUUUAAAGAUGGUUGGAGGCAGCUAAAGUUACAACUUUUGAAGAGUUAGUUGUUUUAGAGCAAUAUUUUAAAGGUAUUCCUGAGCAUAUAAGA
This is a messenger RNA of Macrobrachium nipponense, 1780 nucleotides long. RefSeq lists its product as uncharacterized. The transcript is spliced from 2 exons. The record is from RefSeq and is a predicted model, not a curated record. The coding region runs from base 800 to 1693 and encodes 297 amino acids. Lineage: Eukaryota; Metazoa; Arthropoda; Malacostraca; Decapoda; Palaemonidae.